AUGCCAAAAAGCAAAAUUGUUAUUGGAAUUCCGACUUACGGUAGAGCAUAUCACCUCACAUCAUCGGCGAACGGUCUUGGUGCCAGCGCAAAUGGUCUCGCAGACCCUACUGAGAAUUUUGAUAUUGCAGUGCCGUACGAGGAGGUUAGUCUGCCGCUGUCAAGUUUGCUUUCUAAAAGGAAAGUUGUCUAUAAAACGCCACUGCAAUAA
This is a messenger RNA of Gongylonema pulchrum, 210 nucleotides long. NCBI's taxonomy places the organism in Eukaryota, Metazoa, Nematoda, Chromadorea, Rhabditida, Gongylonematidae. The record is from the annotation of a GenBank genome assembly.